UGAUUAUUCUUCUCAUCAACCAUCACUAUACUAUUCGUGUAUUCAACAUGGCAUUCGUGACAGACGACAAACUGGAUUUGCUCUUCGAUCCCAAACUUAUCCCUGAUUCAGUACGCAAGCUUGUGGGAUCUGAUCUUCAUAUUCGCCCAUUAGCAUUAAGCGAUUAUGAAAGAGGACAUCUAAAAGUGAUGCAAGUCCUCACUUCCACGCCCGAUCCCGGUAAGGAAGCAUAUCAAGAGGCAUUCAGACGCAUGCAAACUUCCAAACCGGCAUCGUAUUUCAUCUUAUGCAUUAUCGAUAAAUCAAAAGAUCAACUUUUGGCAAUCGGUUCGGUAUUCUUGGAAUACAAGUUUAUCAGAAAUCUUGGAAUCUGUGGUCAUAUUGAAGAUAUUGCCGUCGAUGCAGCUGCUCAAGGAAAAGGGUUGGGUAAAAAACUCAUCUUGGCCUUGACAGAAUUAUCCGAAAGCUUGGGCUCUUACAAGGUCAUUCUGGAUUGCAGUGAAGAGAACAAAGGUGAGCCAGGUAGGGUGGGAAGCAUUCAGGACUUUGAAGUGCUGACAGCGUCUCUCCCUUCUCCUCUUACGGCAGGAUUUUACGAAAAGUGCGGAUACAAGUACAAGGGCGCUCAAAUGGCCAAAUAUAAAGAAUGAUGAAACACGCUGUAUGAAUAGAGUGAC
Molecule: messenger RNA, 677 nt
Organism: Meira miltonrushii
Lineage: Eukaryota; Fungi; Basidiomycota; Exobasidiomycetes; Exobasidiales; Brachybasidiaceae
Product: acyl-CoA N-acyltransferase
Exons: 4
Coding region: 48-650 (200 amino acids)
Biological process (GO): UDP-N-acetylglucosamine biosynthetic process
Cellular component (GO): endoplasmic reticulum-Golgi intermediate compartment; Golgi apparatus; endoplasmic reticulum
Molecular function (GO): glucosamine 6-phosphate N-acetyltransferase activity; monosaccharide binding
Source: RefSeq, a predicted model, not a curated record